UUUUUUUGAGCAGAAAAAAACAUUUGUUCCAUAAAAAACACGAUUUUUUGAGAAAAUAAUUAAAAAUUUGUAAAAAAUCGAGAAUAUUUAUCAAAAAUGUCUAAAACAAAAGAUGUGCCGGCCUAUGUAUGCAUUAAUUGUGGCCAAAAAGUCAAGGAGUUGUUUAAGAAAUACAGCAAUACAGUGAAAACCGUAAAUUGUGAAAAAUGUCAUCAUAUAGCUGAUAAAUAUAUAGAAUUUGAGCCAGUAAUUAUAUUAGUAGAUUCUAUGCUUCUAUCCCAGCAGGCCUAUAGACAUGUUUUAUUUAAUCGUGAUUUUAAGCUAUUUUGGAAACUUUCUUUAAUGUUAUUACUAUUGGAAUCAUUUACCCUGUGGCGUGAGAAAAGAGAACAAACUCAUGAUGAUAUUUCACAAUCGAUAUUGGUCAAUGAACAUGGAUUUUAUUUGUGCUGUGGACAGAAUAUAUGCGAUUACCUUCUAUCCACCCUACUACUGCUCUUGGCCUCUAUUGCUCUGCGUAAAAACAUGAUCUUUAACAUGGGACUUAAAUCCUUUGGUUUUGUACUUUUAAAAGCCAAUGUUUUGGCCAAUUUUUCGAAAUUCUUUUUACUGCCCAUUAUAUUGUGGCGUGAAAAUACCACAGAUUUUGGUGCUGCUUUACAUCGUACUUUGGUAAUGGGUCAUCAUUUGUUUUCUCUGAUAUUUGUUUAUGUAGUGGUUACACGUUUUCGUGUUUUACAAGCGGCUCUUAUAGUUUUGCCUGUCUAUAUUAUUAAGGAGUUUAUAAUGCAAAAUUUAUCGGUAUAUAUGGAGGAACAGUUUUCGGAGAGUUGAAAAGAAAGAGGAAAGACUGCCUAAAAGUAUGACUUUUUUUCUUGUAUUAUGUAUUUAACUAAAUGGUUAAUAAAAAUGUUUGCUUGGUUUUUGGAAAUAAAUCUAAAUACGUUUUUUAAUCGGUUUCUUUGGAACAGAAUAUUAUUUUGGUCUCUAUACUAUAGUUUAAUUUAGUACACUGAGAGAAAUGAAUGUGUG
Messenger RNA from Lucilia cuprina (Australian sheep blowfly), 1032 nucleotides. RefSeq names its product protein ARV1 (gene Arv1). The coding region runs from base 97 to 834 and encodes 245 amino acids. Gene Ontology annotation, cellular component: cortical endoplasmic reticulum; Golgi apparatus. The record is from RefSeq and is a predicted model, not a curated record. NCBI's taxonomy places the organism in Eukaryota, Metazoa, Arthropoda, Insecta, Diptera, Calliphoridae. The transcript has 4 exons. Gene Ontology annotation, biological process: intracellular sterol transport; regulation of plasma membrane sterol distribution; sphingolipid metabolic process.